Messenger RNA from Anguilla rostrata (American eel), 7702 nucleotides. It is a transcript of the gene akna, whose product is annotated as AT-hook transcription factor. The record is from RefSeq and is a predicted model, not a curated record. Gene Ontology annotation, cellular component: centrosome. Gene Ontology annotation, biological process: neuroblast division in subventricular zone; epithelial to mesenchymal transition; neuroblast delamination. Lineage: Eukaryota; Metazoa; Chordata; Actinopteri; Anguilliformes; Anguillidae. The transcript is spliced from 23 exons. Bases 597 to 5069 code for a protein of 1490 amino acids.
GAAGAAAUGUGUGAAGUAAAGUUGCCUAACCAAAUUGAUAUUUGCAUCCCUGUGUCGAAUCGUUGCAGGAUUCGGCGAUUCAAAGUGGGACGGGGACAUUUUUGAGAAGCCGUGGUUGCCCUGUCGCUUGGUGACACACGUCGAGUUUGUUAGUUUAUGCGCCGUUCUCAAGGCAACCCCAAGCUUGCUACUUCGAAGCCUGCAACCUCAGCGUCUCUCUCAAGCUAUCCCCUUCUACCAUGAAACUAUUUCUUGAGAAACAAACGUGUGAGGACUUCAGAACGCGCUGCUGACCAGUCCACUGCAGGGGAGUGAACCGCUUGGCUGGUCUUUCACCCUGGCUAUCACGUCUGUGAGCUCGAUGAGUCAGUUACUGGCAGGAGCAUUGUGAUUGGCUUUUAAUAAUCGCAUCUUCAUGUGAGGCCAAAUACAAUAACAAAGUCCCCUCCCCGUCGUGAGUCGAAGCCACGCUUUGUAAACAGCCCCCCCUCCAUCAUGGCUCCGGAGGUGGUCAACAGAGCUUUAAUGGUGAACAGGACCUAGGGUCAAAGGUCAAAGGGCAAGGCAAGGGCGGAGCUGGCCGUGUGAAAGAGAGCAUGGAGAGGAGGGAAGCGGGUGGAGCUGGGGCGCGGGGUCGGCGGCAGGCCCCUGAAUCAGGGCCCCCCUCCUCUUCCUGCGACUCACCCUGGGAGGGGGCGCGGGAGAGCCCGGUGGCGGGCGGGGACUUCUUCGGCCAGAUGGACGAGAACGGGAUCAUCGGGCUGGAGGACGCCUCAGCGGGGGAGGAGCUGGAGGAGGGGUCGGAGGGGGGCGCGGACCUGACCUGGGACCCCGGAGACCCGGACCCCGAAGACGGGCCCCCGGACCUCGAAGAGGGGCCCCUGGAUGAGGACCCACUGGAGGAUCAGAGCUGCGGCCUGAGUGAGCUGGAGGACUCGGAGCCCCUGUCCCGGUCGCCUGGCCUUUCGCUCUAUGAGGAGGACGAAGAGCGUGUGGAGUUGGAAGACUGGGCAACGGAAGGGAACGAAGAGGAGGAUGGCGACGGCGAGGAAGGUGCAGCGAGCUGGGCGAUCCGCAAUCGGCAGGCUGAGAAGCUUCCGGAAAGAGACAGGCAGCUGGACAUGACGGAUGAAGAGCGAGAGGGAGAGGACACGGACGCCAGGGGGCGCUGUGAGCCACUGUUCCUCAUCGCCACGGGAACGAGAGACACACGGCGAGGCGGGGACGUCGUAUCCAGGGGCAGUUUCCAUGGUAGCGACCUCGCGGGGGAGAUUUCGGCAGGUCCGUUCUCAGGGGUCAGUUCCCCUCGUGAGGGAGAGGACGAUGGGAGGGGACAGUCAAAGGAGGCCUUCCCUAACCAGGACCUGUCCCCAAAUCCGUGCCGACCCAGAGGGGCCGCGGUGUCCCCGCUGUCCCGCGCCGGGGCCCUGCGCCUCUCCAGGGGGCAGCCGUACUCUGAGGCGGGGAUCGAGGGCGAGACUCUGCCCGAAUCCGGCUUCCCCGAGGGCCUCCCGGAGUCUCGACGCAGCCGGCUCGGCCGAGCCCCGCCCACCGCCCGCCCGCCCUCCGAGCCCGAGGCAGAGGAGCUGCUCUUCCUCCCCCCGGCCCCAGUGGGCAGGGUAGAGGAGGAGGAGGAGGGAGCUGGAGAAGGAGGUGUAGAGGAGAAGCAGGAGUGCGACCCGCGGCCUCUCCCUCUCCCCCGCAAGCCUCCGUCUCCGGCACCCUGCAGAAAAAAGACUCCCAGCAUGCAUCUCUCCGGCCACAAAGCCCGGGCCCAGCUCCCCGAGCCCUCCCCUCGUUACAACCCAGACCCAGGGGUACGCAGGAGCCCUAAAGCCCCCAGAGCAAGCACCCCCAAAUCCUCAACGGGAUGCAGGGACUCUGACCACGACAGGAAAGGGCAGCUGAAUUACCCCCUACCCGAUUUCUCCAAGGUGGGGCCUCGGGUUCGCGUCCCAAGGGGAGAGGGGUACAGGCCCCCCAAAAGCAAGGGUCCCGCGCUUGGGGGGGCGUCCCGCGUGACCGCGCCCCUGCUGGUGUUUAAAUCCCCUGCCGACAUUGUGCGGGAGGUUCUGAUGAGUAGCGGGGACUCCCCGGCCCCUCGCUCCCCCCCCUCGCCCCCCCCGGCCCCCCUGGCCCCCGCGCUCUCUGCCAGGCCCCAGAGGCCCAUCGACAUCGCCGUGCCCCAGGAGUUUCGCUCCCCAGAACAGGCCAGCUCGCUGGUGCACCAGCUGCAGGAGGACUACAACACGCUGCUGACCAAAUACGCGGAGGCUGAGAACACUAUCGACCGUCUACGCCUGGAAGCCAAGGUGGGCCUCUACUCUGACCCUCCGAAGCCCAGCCAUUCUGUCCAAUCGGGCGCCAUCCAGAAGAGUUCAAAGGUCAUGACCCUGACCUUUCCCCAGGCCCAGAGGGCCCAGUUCGGUGCGGAUGCUGCCGGACCAGACCCAGCGGAGCAGUCUGGGACGUCCCGCGGGGAGUCCUCCUCCGCCCAAACCCAGGGGCCUGGAGCUGGAGGGUGGCUGACUGGGGACCUGGCCGCCCUGGCUGAGAGGUUCCAGGCACAGCUGGACUCGUUUGAAGAUCUACAGAAGAGCGGAAAGCUGAAGCCGUUCGAGCAGAUGAAGGGCCUGGCCGGGCUGGUGCAGGGUCUGGACUCGCUGGAGCGGGGUUACCUGAGGGCGCGGGACGAGCACAGGGCCCUGCAGCAGGGGGGGAGGGAGCCGCCCCCCUUCGAUCCUGACCGGGAGGUGGAGGGACAGAUAUUUCGGCUUGGUAUGCGCCUGGAGGAGCUGAGGGAGCGGGUGGAGCAGGCCGUCCAGGACCACCGCGGACCGGUGGCCCCUCCCUCCCCACCCCCGGCCCUCGAUCCACGCUCGGGGCCCACUCCGCACCCCGAGAGCCCGGUGUCCCCGGUGCGCGGAGGGUUUGGGGGGACCGUGGGGGCGGAGGUCAGCUCCGUGAGCGGGGAGAGUGAAGGAGAGGACUUCGGGAAGAUGGAGGAGGGGCUUCCGUCCGGCCUCCCCCCCGCCUUGCUCCGCAAGCACCAUCGUGUGGAGACGGACUUUAACACCCUAAUGCACCACUACCAGAGUUUCAGGGAGCUUCCUGGACUGCUGGCAGAGGAAACCACGGAAGCUGAUUCCGCUCUGUUGCAGACAGCCUCUCUGGGGCAUGAUGGGAUAGCAGUAGGACUCCAGAGGACUGAUAGUGAGGAGGGCAGAAGGACUGUCUUGUCCAUACAGCCCGAAAGAAGCCAUAAGCACCCGGUAUUGGCCCCACCCCCCGAACACGCGGUCGACCACCUGAAGGGGGUCUUUUCACUUCAGGAGCCCCUCCCACAACCCCUCCCGUUGCCGGGGCAACAGGGCGGUGUGGCGAGGCGCGGCAGCAGGAAGUCGCACAGCAGCAGCCUGGCCAGCCUGGGAGGAAGCGCAGUCUCUGAGCCCCGGUCCGCCAAGCUGCGCACCAGACGCACCACAGCGCCCUCUCAGGACGGACUCGUGUCUCCUGAGACGGACAGCGGCUUUGUGGGGUCGGAGAGCAGCCAUCUGACGCCUGCCGCUGGCUGCCUCCCCCAGCAGGGGGCAAGAGUGAGCCUCUCUGCCCAUCCAGGAGAAAGAGGAGAGGACCCUCGGCCAAUCUCUGGGCGUCCGGCCUCAGGUUCCGCCCCUCGGAGACCCCCCAUGCAGGAGCACGUGGGCGGCGCCCCCUUCGCUCCCAAGGUUCUGCGGUCGGGACGGGGGUCGGUAGGGGGGCGCAGCCUGCCCCCAGGCAGCGCCUCGCCAUCCGGCUCCCCCCAGCCCUGGGCCAGCAGCCUGUCCUGCGGGUCUGAGCCAGAGAGCGAGCGUGGUGCCCUCAGCCUGUCAGAGGGGGAGGAGGGACGGCCCGUCCGUCACACACGGCUGGCCAAUCGGCAGCCCCGUCCGCGAAGCCCGUCCCCUGCCGUGCCCCGUCACCAUGGCGAUCCCCUCAGGGCCCUUGGCUCUGGCCAGCUGACAAAUCGACAUGAGGCCAUCCAGUCCUUGCAGGCCGAGGUCACCAGGCUGAAAGAGCGACUGGAGGACAGUCUCAGGCACCCAAACCCGCCAAGCCACAUUAGAUCGCCCCCUUCAGCCUCGGAGGAGGCAGGACAGCCUCACGGCAUCGACACCAACACCAGGUCAGCUCAGUGCUGGCACAGUGGAGGGGGGAAGGAGUCUGAGAGUGGAAAGAAGGAGCGGGAGAAGGAGGCGCAGAAAAGGAGGGGCCCUCCCAGGCCCUCCCCCAGAAAGAGGUCGGCCUCCGUCCCACAGCGGAGGCCUGAGCUGGACGUCACCACUGAUUCUGGGGAUGCCCAGUCUGUCCCCAAAGCACAGUCCUCCCGGCGUAUCCCAGAAUUCUGUGCAGCGCAUGGAGGGCAGAGGCAGGCUCGUCCUGAAGCUGUGAUGCACAGAGGACCCUACACAAGGAAGCUGUACAGACUGACGCCCCCUGUAGGUGGUGAGGAAAAUGACAGCGUAACCCGGAACAGCCGAAAGGGAGCCUGUCCGAACUGUCACUAUGGGAAGUUUCCGUCAGGGGGUACCUCAGCCUCGGUCCGAGUCCUCCCCCAUUCUCGCUGUCCUCUGUGCCGAGGGUCAGGCUGGGGCGGAGUCACCGAGCCAGACGGAGUCCCCGCCCUGCGAGGCAACCAGCCAAUGGACUCGGCUCUCAAGGCUGGGGGCGUGUUCUUUGCAGUGGCUCCGCCUCCUCCGGUGCCAGGCAGUGUGCCAGUGGUUCCGUGUGUGCCGGUCUGCCCGUCGGUGCUGUAUGUCUCCAGCCCUGCGCUGAAGGCGCUUCCCUCGGCCCUACAGCCUCUCUACCUCUCUCCGGACGGCGGUGCCGGCUCAGCGGCGGCCAGGAGCACGGGCGGAGGCCGCCGUCACUCUCGCUCCCUCUCGGCCGAUACCCGCGGCCUGAGCCAAUCCCUGAGCCGCGCCAUCGAAGCGGCGCGUGGCGUCAGGGCGGCCUCGCGGACCGUCGCCCGCUCCCUCGCCUCCGGGCUCCACCAGCAGGGGGUGCUCACACAGUCCUACCUCCGCUGACCACCAGAGGGCGCCUGCGGGCACAUGAGUGGACGUACUGUACAGUGCAGUGCUGCUCCCGACUCAGGGUCACCUGUUCUGCCGCUGUCGUCUCCAUGGCUAUACUCCCAAAGUGUUGUGGUGAAUCGUAAAAACAUGAGUUUUUCCAUGAGGGUGUGAAAGCAGGAAAAGGUACUGUGAUUUUUUUUUAAAUUAAUAAUUUCAUUUUUGAGAAAUCCUCUUCUUUCCUUUUUAAUUUAAAAGUGAGGCCCUAUAAGGUGACGGGAAGGAGAAUUCAUAUUCAUUCCUGCAAUAUCUCAGGUCUUAACGUAUCUAAGGGAUAGCUUAUCGAGGUUUGCCUGACAGUUAGAAAUGCCAAUGACGUGUUAAUAACUGUGUUAUACACCCUUAAUAAUGCAUUAUGUUCUACAUUAAUAACUGUUUGCAGGCCUGGACGAUCCCACAGAUGCCAGCUUAGGUUCUGAGAUUUAUAACUCUGACUGGCUUGGUAUUGUUGAUAUGGUUGAUAUGGCCAGUAGAACACGUGGUUAUACAAGGCAAUUGAUGUUUAAAAUCUAGGAUUGGCAUAGCAUGAAUGGCCAUUUUAGGCCAAGGUAUACUUUAGGCCAUGUUGUUUCUUACUACUAAAUUAUUAGUUCCUUCCGUAACCUUUUUGCUUUUUUUUAGUCAGUACUUUGCUGUAUCUUCCUAUUGAGAAAUGUACUGUGAAUUAGUUACUGAAAAAUAGGAAUUAUUUCUAAAUUUAGCUGUGAGUAGCAUUUUUUGUAAUGACGCGAAGCAAUAAGAAAGUAUGAAUAGUCUCUUUUUUUGGAAGAUUGUAUUUUUUUAAUCGCUUUUUCUCAGACCUCUUUAUAUUUUUGUAACAGAACUAAAAAAAAAAUCAUGCUUUGUACAAAAUAAACUUUGUAGCAACCCUGUUUUCCUGAAAAUGAUGACAAAUGCUUUCGUUUUUGUGACUUGCCUGGUGGAAAUAUAACUGGCCCUAUUCAGACUUCGGCUAUUUAUGGACCUGUUCUAGCACUGUUACCUAAGUAAGGCGUGUUUUAGGCUGGACCGCAACAGCGGGGCCAGCCCUACAAAUGCGAAUGUCUGUGACUGACUGAGUGAGUGAUGAAGUUGCACCAUUGGUCUGCCGAGUUAUGAAGUCACACCUUUGGUCGGCCGGAUCACGUGUGUUAGGUCCAGCCGUAUACUAGGUUUUUAACCUGGCCUUGUUUAAACAGAUAUUCAGACCUGCCUUGUGUGUACCUACUUAUAACCAAUAUUGGGAGGGGCUUCCUUGUACACCCUGGAAAAUGUAUGAUUAAGCACAUGCCUGUGCGUGGACAGAAGUACUGGCACUGGAAUUCCAUUUACAUGGCAUUCCAUUCAUCUUUAAGAACCAUGGUGAGAUAAAUGCAAGGAAAUGUGUUUUAAGAAAAAGUAUGAUUUAGAAUGCAUUUCAAUGGAAAACAAGACCAGGACAAAACCUAGUAUAUGGCUGGACAGGCCGACCAAUGGUGUAACUUCAUCACUCAGUCAGUCAGUCACAGAUAUUUGCGAUAUCCGCUGUUGCGGUCCAGCCAACAAAACAUGUAAGACUAGCCUUAAUAGCUUACGUCCAAAAAGUGAAAAAUAAAACAUCAUAUCGUCUUUGACGCAAAUGAAUAGGAAUUGAUAUUCAUUUAACAACUGCCCUGAAAUAAAUUAAGACAUGUGUUUGAAGAAAUUUAUGAUGAAAAAUGUGUUUCAGUGGAAAACAGAAAAAUGCAGACUAUAGUCUUGCAUCCAAAAAGUGGGAAAAAAAGUAGAAACAAUUAAGGAAGUUUUCAUGCAGAUGGGACUAACCCUAAUUAGGGUUGAGCUAGGGUUAGGAAAACAGGUAAGUCUGAGGGAUGAGGCAAGUUCACAGUUGUGUUCAGCUCCUUGAAAAAUGGCUAGAAUAAGGUUAAGCCUUUGAUAUUAGUCAAGCAUUUGUUGCUAAAUGUGUCGUAAAUGUGUUGAUUGUAUCAAGGGACAAAUGCUUACCUGGAGCUGGUAUCCAGUCUAUAACUCAGAGGAAGGGGCCAAUGUGAAUUCAGCUCCCAAAGUCCUGGUGCCUCUUCCUCCCUUACAUUCUUAUGUUCAUGUAAGCUAAGCUUUAAAAUGGGUUGUGUGUGUAAAAACACAGGAAAUGUGGACUCAAGGACAGAAUUAAGCCCCCUACCAACACAAUUAGCUGUACUUUUGAGAAUGGACCUGGAUAAAGCUACAUAAUCUGAUAAUUUGGCUGAAAGACAGAUAAGGUUAUCACAUUAAAAACCUACCGAUCCAAGAUCUACUUUUACUGGAAGUCAAUUUAUUAGACAGCGGUACAUAUGGAGUACUUUUUGUUUGUGCUUCAACACUCGCAAACAUAGAAUUUCCAAUAACUUAAACAGAUUUAUGACAGACUACCUUUAAUUUAUUUAUAUUUCUCUCUCUGAUAAAUAACUUUGUAAAUCAGUCAGACAGACACAGUGAAUGCUAUACAACGGCAACAGGUGAAGUAAAAGGAAAACUCAAAAGGAGAACCCUGAAGAAGCAUUUGCAUCACAGAGAGGCAUAGUGCAGUGUACAGCCAAUUUCUCCAGAGGAAGAACAGAAAAAGAAAAAGAAGAAAGAAAAAAAAACAA